Molecule: messenger RNA, 1598 nt
Organism: Aegilops tauschii subsp. strangulata
Lineage: Eukaryota; Viridiplantae; Streptophyta; Magnoliopsida; Poales; Poaceae
Product: probable V-type proton ATPase subunit d
Biological process (GO): proton transmembrane transport
Cellular component (GO): proton-transporting V-type ATPase, V0 domain
Molecular function (GO): proton-transporting ATPase activity, rotational mechanism
Source: RefSeq, a predicted model, not a curated record
GCGCACCAGCACCACAGGGCACCGCACAGGCGAGCGCGAGGCGACGUGCCUAGCCCGGAUAUCAGAAGCAAGCUGAGCCCGGCACGACCUUUGGCUUGUGAAGGCGAAUUCUUUUCUGGCUGAUAGAUAAAAAUCCCCACCACAUCCGCAAGCGCGAACUCCCUCCCCGGAUCUGCAACUAGCCGGCUUCCCUCCCGAUCCGUCUCGCCGCGGCCGAGAUCCUUCCUUCCUCCGGCGAGAGCCAAGAUGUACUCGUGGGAGAUGCUGUCGUUCAACAUCCACGACGGGUUCCUGGAGGCGAUCGUGCGGGGGAACCGCUCGGGCCUCCUCACCCAAGCCGAUUACAACAACCUCUGCCAGUGCGAGACCCUCGACGACAUCAAGAUGCACCUCUCCGCCACCGAGUACGGUCCAUACCUCCAGAACGAACCUUCUCCCUUGCACACGACAACAAUUGUGGAGAAGUGCACUCUCAAGCUGGUUGAUGAAUACAAACACAUGUUGUGCCAGGCGAAUGAACCUCUAUCUACAUUCCUACAGUACAUAACGUAUGGACACAUGAUCGAUAAUGUUGUACUUAUUGUUACUGGGACAUUGCAUGAAAGAGAUGUUAACGAACUGUUGGAGAAAUGCCAUCCAUUGGGCAUGUUUGACAGCAUUGCAUCACUUGCGGUUGCUCAAAAUAUGCGUGAGCUUUACAGGCUGGUUCUAGUUGAUACACCCUUAGCACCGUACUUCUCAGAGUGCAUUACAUCUGAGGAUCUGGAUGACAUGAAUAUUGAGAUCAUGAGGAACACACUCUACAAAGCGUAUCUUGAGGAUUUUUACAAAUUUUGCGCGAAACUAGGUGGUGCGACGGCUGAGAUUAUGUGUAAUCUCCUUUCAUUUGAAGCCGACAGAAGAGCUGUAAACAUUACAAUAAACAGUAUUGGUACUGAGCUGACUAGAGAUGACCGCCGGAAGCUGUACUCCAACUUUGGUCUAUUGUUUCCGUAUGGUCAUGAAGACUUGGCUGUCUGUGAAGAUGUUGACCAGGUGCGUGGUGUAAUGGAAAAGUACCCCCCAUACCAGUCUAUUUUUGCCAAGAUAUCAUAUGGCGAAAGCCAGAUGUUGGACAAGGCCUUUUAUGAGGAGGAAGUAAAGAGGCUGUGCCUGUCAUUUGAACAGCAGUUCCACUAUGCCGUUUUCUUCGCAUACAUGAGGCUACGAGAGCAGGAGAUAAGGAACUUGAUGUGGAUCUCUGAAUGCGUUGCUCAGAACCAGAAGAACAGGGUCCACGACAGCGUCGUGCCGAUCUUUUAAUCGCCCCCUAUUACUGUGCAUAUGGUUGUACAAAAGGCCUGCUUUGAUGAUGGCACAAUCGAUUGCACACUUUACAAGCUCAUGGUUUGUUAUUACCCCUGUUCCUCUUUCUACGCGGCUGAAAAGCUAGACCUGGAGUAGUGUAUCAUUAUUUGUUUUUGUAGUAAAAAUAAAAGGCGCAGUUGUACGGUAAACUAAAUAAAUGAUGUUUAUUUUCGUAGUGGGUGGCACUAUUUGUGCAGUUUGUUGGCAAUGUAAAAUGUACACCCAAGAUAUCAAAUGGUUUGUUGGCAAAA